This is a messenger RNA of Serinus canaria (Common canary), 11702 nucleotides long. RefSeq names its product exportin 4 (gene XPO4). Gene Ontology annotation, cellular component: cytoplasm; nuclear pore. The coding region runs from base 72 to 3539 and encodes 1155 amino acids. The transcript is spliced from 23 exons. Lineage: Eukaryota; Metazoa; Chordata; Aves; Passeriformes; Fringillidae. The record is from RefSeq and is a predicted model, not a curated record. Gene Ontology annotation, molecular function: nuclear export signal receptor activity. Gene Ontology annotation, biological process: protein export from nucleus.
CCGGGCCGGGAUUGGCCGCGCGGCCGCCUCGCCCCAGAAUGCAGCGCAUGGCGCGUCAUUGAAGAGAGACCAUGAUGGCGGCGGCGGCCGCGGCGGCGGGGGGCGCCCCCGAGGUGAUCGCCCAGCUGGAGAACGCGGCCAAAGUGCUCAUGGCACCACCUUCCAUGGUCAACAAUGAACAACGCCAACAUGCUGAGCACAUAUUCUUAUCAUUUAGAAAAUCAAAAUCACCAUUUGCUGUUUGCAAACAUAUUUUGGAAACUAGUAAAGUGGACUAUGUCCUUUUUCAAGCUGCCACAGCGAUAAUGGAAGCAGUUGUAAGAGAAUGGAUUCUCUUGGAAAAAGCUAGCAUUGAGUCACUGCGAACAUUCCUUCUAACCUAUGUCUUACAAAGGCCUAACCUCCAAAAGUAUGUUCGGGAGCAGAUUUUAUUAGCGGUAGCGGUGAUAGUGAAACGGGGAUCAUUAGACAAAUCAAUCGACUGCAAAAGCAUUUUUCAUGAAGUCAGCCAGCUGAUCAGCAGUGGUAACCCCACUGUGCAAACUUUGGCCUGUUCCAUUCUAACGGCGUUGUUGAGCGAGUUCUCAAGUUCAAGUAAAACCAGCAACAUUGGACUAAGCAUGGAGUUCCAUGGUAACUGUAAACGUAUAUUUCAGGAGGAUGAUCUGCGGCAGAUUUUCAUGCUCACAGUAGAGGUACUUCAGGAAUUCAGCAGACGUGAAAACCUCAAUGCUCAGAUGUCUUCAGUGUUUCAGCGUUAUCUUGCACUAGCCAAUCAGGUCUUAAGCUGGAACUUCCUUCCUCCAAAUUUGGGCAGACAUUAUAUAGCUAUGUUUGAAUCCUCACAAAACGUGAUGCUAAAGCCAACAGAAUCCUGGCGCGAGACCCUCCUGGACAGCAGAGUUAUGGAGCUUUUCUUUACAGUACAUCGAAAAAUCAGAGAAGAUACAGAUAUGGCCCAAGAUUCAUUACAGUGCCUGGCACAGCUGGCGUCUUUGCACGGUCCAGUCUUUCCUGAUGAAGGUUCUCAAGUUGAUUACCUGGCACACUUCAUUGAGGGAUUACUGAAUACUAUCAAUGGAAUUGAAAUAGAAGACUCUGAAGCAGUGGGAAUUUCCAGUAUUAUCAGCAAUCUGAUAACUGUAUUUCCUCGCAAUAUUUUAACGGCCAUUCCAAAUGAACUUUUCUCUUCAUUUGUUAACUGCCUCGCACACCUCACCUGUUCUUUUGGAAGAAGUGCUGCCUUGGAAGAAGUGCUUGACAAAGAUGACAUGGUAUAUAUGGAGGCAUAUGAUAAGUUACUGGAAUCUUGGCUUACUUUGGUCCAAGAUGACAAACAUUUCCAUAAAGGUUUCUUUACCCAACAUGCUGUUCAAGUCUUUAAUUCCUACAUUCAGUGCCAUCUAGCUGCUCCUGAUGGCACAAGGAAUUUGACUGCCAAUGGUGUGGCCUCUCGGGAAGAAGAAGAAAUAAGUGAGCUGCAGGAAGAUGACAGAGACCAGUUCUGUGACCAGUUGGCCAGCGUAGGCAUGCUGGGGAGGAUUGCUGCAGAGCACUGCAUACCUCUUCUCACAAGUUUGUUAGAAGACCGAGUGACAAGGCUCCAUGGACAGUUGCAAAGACAUCAGCAGCAGUUACUUGCCUCACCAGCAUCAGGUUCAAUUGACAAUAAAGUGCUUGACGACCUGUAUGAGGAUAUUCAUUGGCUUAUUUUAGUCACAGGCUACCUCUUGGCUAAUGAUACUCAGGGAGAGACUCCGCUAAUACCUCCAGAAGUAAUGGAAUAUUCCAUUAAACAUUCAGCUGAGGUUGACAUCAAUACAACACUUCAGAUUCUGGGAUCUCCAGGAGAAAAGGCCUCUUCCAUCCCAGGGUACAACAGAACUGAUUCUGUAAUUAGGUUGUUAUCUGCUAUUUUAAGAGUGUCAGAAGUAGAAUCUAGAGCAAUAAGGGCAAAUCUCACACACCUCCUGAGCCCCCAGAUGGGCAAAGAUAUUGUAUGGUUCCUCAAGCGCUGGGCAAAGACUUACCUCCUAGUAGAUGAAAAGUUGUAUGAUCAGAUAAGUCUGCCAUUUAGUACAGCAUUUGGUGCUGAUACAGAGGGUUCCCAGUGGAUUGUGGGUUACCUUUUAGAAAAAGUGAUCAGUAACCUGGCAGUGUGGAGUUCAGAGCAGGACCUUGCAAAUGAUACUGUACAACUGCUAGUAACAUUAGUGGAAAGGAGAGAGCGGGCAAACUUAGUUAUUCAGUGUGAAAACUGGUGGAAUUUAGCUAAACAGUUUGCAAGGCGAAGCCCUCCUCUUCACUAUUUGUCUAGUUCUGUGCAGAGAACACUAAUGAAAGCUUUAGUUCUAGGAGGUUUUGCUCAUAUGGACACAGAAACAAAGCAGCAAUACUGGACAGAGGUUCUUCAGCCGCUUCAGCAGCGAUUCUUGAAUGUGAUAAACCAAGAAAACUUUCAGCAGAUCUGCCAGGAGGAGGAAGUGAAGCAGGAAAUCACUGCUACAUUAGAAGCGCUCUGUGGCAUUGCUGAGGCUACCCAGAUUGAUAACGUAGCAAUUCUCUUCAAUUUCCUAAUGGACUUCCUUAAUAAUUGUAUUGGAUUAAUGGAAGUAUACAAAAACACACCAGAGACUGUUAAUCUCAUAAUAGAAGUCUUUGUUGAAGUUGCACAUAAACAAAUUUGCUAUCUUGGAGAGGCCAAAGCCAUGAACUUGUAUGAGGCCUGCCUAACUCUGCUCCAGGUAUAUUCCAAGAAUAAUCUAGGUCGACAACGGAUAGAUGUUACAGCAGAAGAAGACCAGUACCAGGAUCUCCUUCUUAUUAUGGAGCUUCUCACUAAUCUUCUAUCAAAGGAAUUCAUAGAUUUCAGUGAUACAGAUGAAGUAUUUAGGGGACAUGAGCCUGGGCAAGUUACAAAUAGAUCUGUAUCAGCAGCAGAUGUUGUCUUAUAUGGGGUUAAUCUAGUUCUGCCUCUAAUGUCACAAGAUCUGCUGAAGUUUCCAUCUCUGUGUAAUCAAUAUUAUAAAUUAAUCACUUUCAUAUGUGAGAUAUUCCCUGAGAAGAUUCCACAACUUCCAGAAGACCUCUUUAAGAGCCUAAUGUACUCACUGGAGUUAGGGAUGUCAUCAAUGAGCUCAGAGGUUUGCCAGCUCUGUCUGGAGGCUGUAACACCAUUAGCAGAACAGUGUGCAAAAGCACAAGAAACAGAUUCAACUCUUUUUCUAGCAACAAGGCACUUUCUUAAGAUGGUUUUUGAUAUGCUGGUACUUCAGAAGCACAAUACAGAAAUGACAACUGCAGCAGGUGAAGCAUUCUACACAUUAGUGUGUUUGCAUCAGGCUGAAUAUUCAGAGUUAGUUGAAACAUUGCUAUCAACUCAGCAAGAUCCAGUAAUUUACCAGCGGUUAGCAGAUGCCUUCAACAAGCUUACUGCAAGCAGCACUCCUCCUACACUGGACCGUAAGCAGAAGAUGGCCUUCUUAAAGAGUUUAGAAGAAUUUAUGGCAAAUGUUGGUGGACUUCUCUGUGUAAAAUAAACAACAAAACUCUAUGCCUAAUUUAGACCCUUUCUGCAAAAUGCACUGAGAAAUGCUGAAUGCUGACUAAAUCCUGUACCUGUCUCUGGGUUCUUUGCAGCCAUCUCAGAUUCUAGAGAGCCUGGAAGUUUGAACAAUACACCACGGAAUAGGAGAGGUCAACUUUGAAUCAGCUUCUGCUAUUAUGUGUUAGCUGCAAUCUGUCAUACUUGGGUGUGGAAGAGAAUGAACAGAAAAUCUGAAUUGAGUUUUUUUCCAUUUAUGCGCAAACAGAUAUGGGCACAAUGAAAUAAAUGCAGUGCCUUUGCCCCUGCACUGAUUUAAAAUAUGAGUGGUCAUGUAAACUUAGAGAUUUCUUUUCUACCCAAAAUCAUGUUAGAGUGUGAAGCAGAUACAUAUAAAGCUCUAAACAGUUUAGCUGAUUUUAAGCUUUAUUUUUCCUCUCUUAAAGUUUGAGUUUGUGUUCCAAUGGGGAAGAAAAACCAAAUGGUAUUUUAACUUGUGUUUAGUUCUGUUUUUCUACAUCAACCUGACAUUGCAAGUUUAUUACAAUGCAGGUUUUUACAUUAUGUUCUGCUGCCUAAAGUUCAGAGAAAAAAAAAAGUGUAUAUUUUUGUUCCCCAAAAAUGAACUUUAGGAACUGUAGCCAUUUCAUUGCCUUAAUUUAAAAGGAAAAAAAAAAAAAAAGCUCAUAUACUUUAGGUAAGAAGUUUAAGGCAAGAUUUGACUCUUGAGAGUUGGUUUAGGAUGUUGGCACUGAGCUGCUGUGUACCUGUUGCAGCCCUUCAUGUUGACGUGUUGUUUUGGAAUGAGUGUCUAAUGCAAGGUUCAUGUGUAGUUUUACUUUCAGUAUCUGUCUUGAUUCUCACCUGGGUUGCAUGCAACUGCAAUGUGUUUCUACACUGAACUGUUUGCUUAAGCAAUAACAACCCAAAAGGUGUGAAUUACUGGCAAACUUUGUAAAGUUGGGCAUUAGCUAAAACAAUUAUGCUGGCACAGGGGCAUCAAACCCUUUUGCUCAAGCAUGCCUGUUCAACUCCAGUGGGGAAGGGUAAUUGGGAGGUCUCUGCUGUAGGAGAUUUUUGGUUUUUGCUGAAUCUAGUCCCACUUCUGCAGAGCUCUCCCAGCAGCUCUGCUCUUGCUUGGUUUUUUAUAUCAGCACUUUAGCUUUUAUUAUAGCAGAAUAUAGUGCCCUGAGUAUAUAGAACCAACAAGGGAGAGCAGCACAUGAAUAUGAAAGCAAGGCCUGCUUUGUCUCCUGUCAUGAGCCAGAGGAAACUGAAGCAAACACAAAUGCUGCAUGUCUAGUAAAAUUAUUUUUGUGGAAAUACACAGAGGCAGAAGUGGGCCCUUCUGUUUAAGAUCUCUGCUAGAUUAUGCUGUUAAAUAUUUCCCAUGUGUUUUUACAGUUUAUAAAAAAAGUCUGGUAUACACCUUUAUAUGGCUAUGUAUAGAUUCGUGUUUGCAAUUCUGUGCCAUUCUUCAGCUAUUCAUCUCAGAAUUAGUCACAAUAGCCAGAAUCUCACAACAGACACAAAUCUAUAAUACUGUGCUAUAAGUAAUCUAAGGUUUGUUGGGUUUUUUGUUUUGUUUUGUUUUUUUCCUUUUGGCAGUGUUUUGUUUUGUUUUUUUGUUUUUUGUGGGGUUUUUUUGGGGGGUGGUGGGGUUUUUUGUUAAGUUAAAUCCGUAAGUGUCUCAAGCGUGGAUCCACAAGGCCAAAAAUGCCAUCUCUUUAUUAUACUUUUCUCUUUUAAUUUAUCUGAAAACUGGGCAAGGGCAGAUUUACAUAUUACAAAGUGACCAUAAAACUUCUUAGAUAAUAGUGUACCUUCCCAGAUAGUAUUUUAUUUCUAAGAUAACUUGCAUAGUAUUUUAGAACAGGAGAAUUGCUCUCAAUUUUUUCUUUAAACUCUAGUGCUUUUCUUUAAAGGAUUUCUUGACUGUGCACUUGCACAAAAUACAAUGAUCCUGGCAGAUCAUUCUGUUUCAAACUGUUGUGAUGCCUGAGUUUUUAUUUUUAAAUUGGGGUUUGCUGUUUUUGAAGCUCCUUUUGGGGUUUUUCUGAGUUUGUACAUUGGAUGGGGCAGAAGUUCUGAAACCUCAUUUUUUUCAGAUGAAGGGCAUUGAAGCCUGGGAACAUCAGCAGCAGUAGGAGCUGCUGGUUUGUUGUGAUGUGCCUGAUGGCAGGUAUCUAGACUGAAGUCUUCAAAGAGAUCAUAGCAAAUAUUCCAUGCUUUGGGUCUGAGUAACUGAUACACUCAGUCAUCCUUUCUUUUAUAACUAGCUCUGUCACUAUUGUUUUAUUAAUCCUAAAACUGGCUCACUAUUUAAAAAUAUUUAUUAACUUUAAAGGGUUGAAAUCUUGCAUAUUGUAAUGAACGGGAGCACAAAUUUGGUUUGUAUUCUGGGCAAAGUAAUGUGCAUACCCAUUAUUUUUCUUUUCAGGCCCAUUGUGUUGUAACAAGCAGAAACACACAGUAUUUCUGAGUAUCAAGACUUUUGCUAAAGUAGGAACACCCACUUUCAAAGACUAGUUUUAAAGGUGGUUUAAAAAUUUCCUUUGCCCUUCGUUUAAAAAUAAUAUUAUAUGUUAAAGGAAAACUGUCCUAGUAAGGGUUUGGGUUUUUUUUUUUUUGUGAUUUCCUGCUUUAUGUUACACUUGCCUGUUUUUUAAUUUUCCUUUCAUUCUCAUAUAUUCAACAGGGAUGUUUCCAUGCCAUUUUUAGUUUCUUUUAAAGCAAUGCUAAGAUGUCUCUGCUUAGUGACAUCCAUGAAAUGGUUGCAAAGGCUUCUGGAAAUAAGUCCUGUUCAUUCAUACUCUUCCUGGUGACUGCUUCUACCUGAGGUAUUUGACUUCUGUAUCCCUUCUGUACCAAAAAAAAAUAGAAAAAAAGAAUUUUCUGUGAUCAUCUACACAUCCGGUUGCUGUAAAUCAGGGUGUGAAAGCACAGUGAGGUCCACGGGAAAGACUCAGACUGUUUGUAGUGAACACUGAGACAUGACUCGACAUAAGCGUUCUGCAAGUUCCACAGCAUCAUUGCAUUCAUUUUCUAUUCACUGUGGAGAGUGAAUAAUGGUUCUAAAAAUGCACCUGGUUUUUGAAGGAAGAAAAAAGGCAAUUCAAACCAAGUUAUAAAUGCUGCAUGAUAUAAUUGUAACAAAUAUAUUUGUCUAGACUUUUCUUGCUGAAACAGAUUAGUGGACCAGUGUUUUCAUUCUGAGACUAGCUUCUUUUCCAUUUUGCCAGCUCCUUCCCCAUUGUAAUAGUUAGUUCUAAUGCUGGCAUAAUAAUUUUGUUCAGCCUAUAGUACUGAACACUGACAAGGAUUGAGUUCAAUCAUAAAAUUCAAGACCUUUUUGAAAGCACAGAUACAUAGGGACAGGGAGAAGUGGACUGGAUGCAUGAAACUUCCACUUUGAUGUGCAUUUAUGCCUUAAUUAGCUGCACUGAAUUACCACCAGAAUCUGCUACUUUUCACCCAGAGGUUUGUGUUUCCCCAUUUAAUGGUAAAGGGCUCACCUUUUUUCUCAGGAAUGAGAAACUUGUUUUCUCAGCAUGUCCAAAAAUCAUACUAGUUGAAAGAGAGGGAUUUGAAUUGGAGUCAUUGCUUUCAUAGUGAGAAGAGCUCACUAAAGCUCCAGUGUUCACCUGGGCAAAUCCCUUUAUAGCUAAGCCAUGUAGUUCUAGAAAAUAAGCUUGUUCAGAGCAGUCAGUUGUCCAUUUAAAAUCUAGUUCUUUAAAAGGGAAAGCAAAUUCUAACUUGUGGUCUGUAAAACUAUUAAAAAACACAAAUUUGCAGCAUUAUGCUUGUAAAACACUUCAAGUAAUUUCAGGUUUGGUUAAGUGAUUACAUAAGAAGGGGUGGGGUUUUUUUAUGGAAGUAGCUUGAUGAAUAUAAGCGCAGGAGUAGGAGCCAGGCUCCUCUAAUUUUGUAAUGUUUAUCCACAGGAUCCUCUGUGGCCACUGGCAAGUCACUAGAACUGUGUUAUUGUUAAAAUAGCAUUAACACCCACCUACCUCACAGGGAUGUUGUGAGGAUUAGCUUAUGCCUAUAAAAUGCAUUGAGGAUCUGAGAUGCUAUGUAAAUAUUAUAUACUUUAAUUUUAGUUUUGUGAGGUCUAAGAUUUACUGUAAUGAAAACAGGAGAUUUUCAUAAUGGUAAAGCCCAGUAGAGGCAGCAGUGGUGCAGUAUUCCCAGGACUGAUCUGCUGCAGUACAGUAAUGCUUGCUGUAAAAUUGUCAUUAUUUCAAUUACAGCCAAUUGAAAUGGCGACUUCUUCUUUUAUAAGGUGAGAUUCCCCACCAGUGUGCCUCAGUUCUGAUCUUCAAAGAGAGGACAGUUAUUGGUUAUUCAGGCUUUGGUGCCUCUGCUUGUGACAAGUGCUGCUUGCGGUGAUAGGGUUUUGUUUGGUUUACUUUUGGUUUUCUGUACAUUUUUCUGCAAGGAACAAAUACCACAUGUUUCUCCCAUGUCUGUUCCAGUCACUAAGUAUAACCAAAGCCUAAUUAUAACAAUUAAAAUUUAAAGAGCCAGCCCUGCUCCCCUGCGCCCAUAAAUUUGCAUUUGAGUAGCUUGUGCUCUGUUUUCAGUAAAUUAGAUUAAUGUUUUCAAGCACUGAUCAUGAAGCAAAUCAUGAAGUGUGUUUUGCUCUAGAGCCUCAAAUUCUCAGCUAUCUUAUAGAGCCCUUUUUUCAGUAUGAGAUUUCUUGGGGCCCUAGAAACUGAGAAGUAAGAUACCUCUGGCUUUCCCUUCUCUUCAGUGAAUUAAAAUUGAUUCUGAUUUUUCAUUUCUUCCCAUUCCCUACCCUGCUCUUCCUGUCCUUUUAAGCUGUUAAGCAGAUUUGGAAGGCCCUUCCAACCUCAAGAGGAAGAUACUACUACCCAUGUAAUUUUCCAAUCUGUUACAGCUUGAUACUUGAAAUUGAUAAAAACCUCCCUAAUAGUAUUCACCAUACUUUUCAAUCUCCCAUUAAACCAUUCUGGAAUUUUCAAUUAGGAAAAAAAAAAACCUAUAUUAUUUGUUUUCUUUGCGCAAAAUAAGAAACCUCCAUGCAGUGAACAUGCAGUUUUAAGGCAAUAAAUGCUAGUACUGCUGUUGGUCAAGUGUGUAAAUAUUUUAAAUGUGUCAUUCAAUACUGUGUUGAGUUUAUAUAUUAAAAACACAGGGAAUGAAGUGCUAGUUGAUUUCAGGUAUUGUUUUAUCUGUACAGUUGAAGAUAUGAAGUUGCAUAGAAGUAUUUCACAUUUUAUUGCAAUAAGACUUGGGAAAUGGCUGUGUAAUCAAGCCUUAUCAUGACUGAAUUUUCAAUUUUGAAAUGAUCACUUUGUGUAUUUUUAAGAUCCAUAAGCAGGAAGAAGAUAAAAUUGUUUUCCACUAAAGACUUUUUUAUUUUGUUUUGGCCACGUGUGAUUUGUGUGUACUCUUGUUUAAUAUUUUUCUAAAAUCUCACCUGUGUUGAAUCUCCGAAAAAGCAUUUGUUAUACUUCCUUACAGUGGAAACAUAAAUAGCAACAUUAUGAAACCUUAGGCUACACCUUUUGCUCUUUGGCUACAGUGAAUGCACAGUAAUUAGGUUAAAAGUUGGUGGAGUAACUUUAAUUUACAUCAGCACUUAUGGCAUGAGUUUGUCCACCAACAGAAAAAAGUGUGAUUAGGGUGCAACAGCAGUAUCUCACACUGGACUGUAAUUACCAGAAAUGAUUGUGAAUAUAUAAUCAGAUUAAUCUUUUUCCCCAUCUUCCAAAAGACGUGUAAACAGUGACUUUUCUGGUCACUAGUAUUGGUGGCAUUUGUCUACUCAAAAGGAAUACUGAUUUCUGGGUCUUUAAUUUGUGUGUGUGUGUGUGUGUUUAAUAUAAACAGUUUUUAUGAUGGUAUCUGGCACAGAAAUGUUCUCCAAGCUCAUAAUCUGUUCCUAUGUAAGGAACAUCUAACAACAGCAUGUUACUUCAUGGAUAUCAAAAGUUCAGUUACAGGCAGCAGUUCCUAAUGUGCUAUAAUGCAAUUACAUUUAAAUAAACUACAGCUAUUUUCUAGUGUCCCCCUCUUACUUCCAUGCACUCACAUCAUUUAGAUAAGGAAAACAAAUAAAAAGGCUUCACAAAUCCUGAAAGUAAAACUACGCAACAACUGUGGUAGUGACAGCUUGCUAUAUACCUUGGCUGUAUGUAUCACUAGAAUUUUACUGGUUUCAAAAGUAAGAUUAUGCAGUUAUAUAUUUAUAUUAGCAUGGUUUUGUUCAGUGAAUAUUUUGGGGAGGGACAGAAACAUUUAAGGUAAUUUGGAGGAAAUUCCUGAAUGCAGUUGGUAAGACUAACAGCAGCGUAUCCAAGAGCCUUUCAUGUAGAAAAUGGAACUAUUCUGCUUUACCUUAAAUAUGAGUUCUGGAAUAAACUUGAACGAUUUGGGUACAAAGCCUUUAUUCACACUUGUUUGUCUAAGUAUACACAAACCCCAUCAAUUUUGCCUUUUUGAAACUUAUAUUGGCUUCAGUUGUGAGUGAUGGAGUUGUUGGUGGAUUUUUUCGUUCAGUGAUUUGCUGUGUGUUACAAGCAGAAAAGUACAAAAGCGCAACCUUCCAAGUGGAAUUUGUCUGGACAGCCAACCAAGGAGCAGGUUUUACGUGAACUAGAAGAGGGAAGGAGAAGGAGAAGAAAGUGAUAGUUUUGCAGUCUUUUCCAGAAAAAGAAAAACAGAUCAAUCUACAAGUGUAAUUACAUAAUGUUUAACACAUCAUCUUGAAAGGGAUUAGUAAAAGCCUGCCAUUUUAUCAACAAGUUUGUUGGGGGAAAGAGUACUGGAAAGUGUACUGGUUUGGAAUUCUGAAAUGAAAUGUGAUGCUAUCCAUGUAAGUUUUGUUACUGAAAUAAUAAAUUCCUCUUUAUUUUGGAAAACAUUCCAGACAAAUCUAUAUAUCCAAAGAGAACAAAGAAGCUACCCACUGUGACGGAUACAAAAUUCAUUACUAGUUUUUCUGCUGUCUAUAUUUGAAUCUUGUGGAACAGCUUGUUUCCACUUUAACAUCUAUUAGAUGGUAUUGGAUUUGAUUUUCCUGACACGCUGUUGCCUUUACAAGUUAGAGUAAAGCAAAGCUGUGGGUGUGAUGUACUUCCCUUUUUCUUCCUCUCUCUGUCUGGCCUACUGUUAAUGGUUGUAAAGACAAAUAGGUUUGAUUUGCUUUAAGUUACUGUUUUGGAUGCUGCAGUUUAGGUUUGUGGCAUAUUCAAACUGCUUCCUGUCUCUGUGUUUGGUGUUCCCUGAAUGAAAGUCAUCGCUAGACUCCAACACAAGUAUUGAUUUGAAAGCCUCACUGGUAACUUGGUUUAAUAAGCUGUCAGGACAUUUGCUUUAGUUUUGGAACUGCACCAAUACUACUGGUGGUCUUUUGUUCAUUGAAAUGAUUGUUGUAACUCACAAAAAAAAAAAAAAAAAAAACAAACCCCAAAGCCAAAAGCCCAGCACUACACUGUGGAAUCUCUAGGAAGAUCACUGAUGUCCUCACACAAGAUCAACACUACUUUGGGGAAGGCUUAUAUUCUUCUGCCACUUUAAGGAAAGACUGUUCUUCUGAAGUACUUUUUGCCUGCUUUUAGGCUGUUAUGCACUUUCAUGAUUUCUUAACAAACUACUGUUAAAAUGUACUGUAACAUGGAUUUUGAUAAGCGCACAUGUAUUUAAACAAUUCACUCAGCCUCAGGAAAGCUGGAAAAAUUGGAUACCUGUUUUGUAUCUUGGUUAAAAUGUUUGUUACCUGCAUCUCUUAAGAUGGCCAGAUAAUGUCUAGAUCCUGCGAGUGUAACUAUUUAAGAUACCAGUAUAGUCUGUAAAAGGAGGACAGUGUAAUUUUGCUCUAGGGACAGAGAAAAGGGUGUCCUUCUCUUAUUUUUCUUAGAGGUAUAUAUAUAUAUAGUCUGAAUUGGAGUUUCAAAAACAGAAAGCAGUAAUAAACCCCAUUUACUGUUCAGGAAAAGAAAUGUUUUCUUUCGUAACACUAUCUGAUUUCUAUUUUCUUCCUUCUCCUUAAAGAGUGUGUGUGAAAUAAGUGCAGAAGUAUGUGUAGGAAAAACUGUAAAAUCUGCUGCUGUACAUGUUUGCUACUUGACUGCAUUUUCUGUUCCACUUUAAUUUUACUGGUUUUGCUAAAUAUAUUUUAUAUAUUUUC